AUGGUAACCGAACGCUUCACAAGGUAAGCUGUGAAAAGAAACAUGAGGAUUUCCGACAAACUUUUCAAAGUAAAAAAAAAAACAAGCGCGGUUCAGAUGUGGAAAAACCACAUAAAACCAUGCUUUGUGGGAAAAAAUAGAGUUUAUAGGUAUAUUUAAUCUAGCAAAAACAAUAUGACAUGUAGUCCUCUAUAGCAGGCCUAAGACAUUUUCAGUUUCAAAACUACUUGUGCUUUUAUUUUGGUAGCUGCGUUUCCGGUUGUGUUCAAACUGUGAGUACCUUGAUAGUAAGUACGAGUCGUUUCAGGAAGUGCCUGAUUGUGUUGCUAGUAAUGUCGGCUUGUUCGCUCCAAGAACUUGAAUUUAUUGAGAAGUACGAAGAAAUGUAAGUAAGUUUUGCUUAAUAUGAAGAGGAAACAAUUCUGAUCAAAUCUAAUCGGUCUCAGCGUCGGUGGAGCCGUUACAUUUGCCGUAAGGCGCGCUGCUACCUUGGUUAUCUUUCUCCUUUACGGACGCUUUUACUCUCGACACAGUUUAGUAAGACUUUGAUUCCCAUGUACCGGUUUUAUUCUGUUCCUUUCCAGAUCAGUAAUCUGCAGUUUUUAUCUAACUUGUCAUGUCGUAGUUAAGACCUUGAUAACAGAUUUUGUACAACCCUGAAAUUAGACUCUUGAAAGGGGCUAGAGAAGCUACUACUGGGCUGCUACUACACUUUUAGAGUUUUUAAAACUUUUGUUGUUUUGUGGAAAUGCACAAAAAGGGAAAUUUCACAGUUUUUCGUUCUAUACCACUCGAAACUAGGUCCUGAUUAUUGAAAACCUCAACGCCUACGUCUGGUCAAAACAGUGUGAAAUGUAGGGGAGAGUGGGGUAAGUUGAGCCACCCCCUGUUGCUUGGAAAUGGUCAAAGAAAUUGACAAUGUCACAAAAUAUUUAGGAGAUGGGCAUCAAUUCAUGGAGUCUGUGAAGAUUAGAAGCACAUGGGUGAAGGGGUUAGAGAUUUAAUUACAAAAAAAACAUUUUUCACUCUUGAAAGUGAUAAGUUUGAUUAGAAUUGUGUUCAGACCAAAAACAUCAUUUUAAAUUUGUUUUAUACAACAAUUGUGGUAUCUAUGAGCUACAAAGUCAAAAAACUUGCGUACAAGUCCAUCAUUUUAGCUUAGAGGACUAAUCAUGGCUGCGUCCGAAAUGAACCCCUAACUCCUAUCUGGUGACAGUAUCUCUUCUCUGUGGUCUUUAACAUCAGUCUGGAGAGGAGAUCAGAGCUGCUCGAGGAGAUGAAGCGUCGCAGAGAGCAGCUGAAGAUCCAGAAGAAGAAGCAGGUGGAGGAGGCUGAGGCUGCUCACAAGAGGAACAUGGCUCUGCUGCAGGUAACACCCAUUUUAAUCUUUAUAAACAUUUCACUGACAUCAAAUGGGUUUAUUAAGUUGAAGCACUAUCUCUGCUGUAGCUAUAAAAAAGACAUAGAUAACCUGUCUGCUGCUCAUCUUGCAAAGCUGCACAGUUUGGCUGACAGUAAAAUCCCAUUUCACUGCUGCUCUACCACUCUGAACCUAUCCAGUGAAGGUCAUGAUGUGAACUGUGUUCCUGCAGGGUUUACAGAAGAUAGAGGAUCGUCUCAGAGGAAGACAGCUGCCACACCCUGAUCUCCUGGCUCUGGAGGUAUCAAGUUUAAUGCUUAAUGUUGAAUUUGAUUCUGAUGGAUGCUUUUCACAAAACCAGAAGUGUUUUUCCAGGAUUAAGACAAAGGGUCUGUUCAGAUAGUUUGUGGUUAGGAAGAUUCCCAACUGAAUUAAACAACCCUGAAGUCUGUGGGUGCCAGCCGUGACGAGAGCUGUUUGAUUUCUCCAGAUGAUAAGGAAAGGAGCUUCAUUGCUUCCUUUAUUACCUCCUUUAGCGUAGGAUACACUGGAUUAUCCUUCAGGAAGGAAGAGAAGGAAAAAUGAGCCAGAAUUCAAGUGCAUCUCACAUUCUUUAGGAGCUGAUAAUAUGACUGAAACACUGGAGACAAAUAAUAUUGAUAUUAAAAGAUACAAUAUAAAAUAAGAUAUAAUCAUCUUUUCUACGCUUUCUACGCAGAAUUAUUUAUAAAACAAAACAGGAGAUAAGUACUCGUAAAUACAGUGAAAUAAGGGAUUAAAAAUCGUUUUAAAGUCGUAUGAGGUUCAUAUUAAGUGAUAGACUUAGAAACUCUACUGACGUUUUGUCAAAUCUUAGUUCAGACAGUCUCAUCCUGAGCAGACGCUCCGUCUCAUUACCUGUAAACACCUGAAUGUUGUCCCACUUAUCACACUGUUUUCACUGUUUAUGUGUCUGUAUGAAUCAUCCAGUUAAGAGCGCUCUGUGUUUUUUAUAGUCCAUCAUUUGCAAACUGUAGUUUAUACUCAGCAGAGUCAGAUUACAAAUUCAGAAAUUCUCUUUUCUAACUCCCAAGAUACACCUUUAUUUAACUCUGUGAGGUUUACACUCAAGGUCAAGGAAAGGAGGAUAGCAAAGAAUUUAGAAAGUACAUUUUAGGACUUUUUAAUGUUCUCUAGAUUUUCCAUAAACAUUUUUCCAUGAACUUGGCCUGAAUCCUGACUGUUUGCUUACAAAAUAUGUAAAAAUGACUUUACACCUUACCUCUCAUGCCAGGCCAAACCCAGGAUAACAAAUUAAUUUAUAUUUGAUUUACAUGUGUGAAAGUUGUCACAAUGAUCUCUUUUAAACCUAUGGCUAUCUUUUGGAAACAUUUUUCUAGGACACAGCUCCAACGCAAGGGUACAGAGUUUUAUUUUGGAGAGGAGAGAUAUGUUCUUUCCUAAUUUCCUGCACUCAUUUACUGCAGUUCAGCAAAUUAAAAUACUUGUAUAUUUAAAAAUAUUUGAUAUUUUUUUUAUGUAUUUGUUUAUUUAUUUAUAUAUUUUAUUUUAUUCAUUUAUUUUUUUUUGCGAUGAGGUCUGUUAUAAAAAGAAAACUGACGAGGUGGUUGCACCAGAUUUAGCCAGCUGCUAAUUGUCCCACAUGUAGGUGACUGACUGGUUUUAACAGACAACAUCACAUUACCCCUAUUUUCGCCUCUUUACAUCGGCUUCCAGUUAGUUUUAGAAUUGAUUUUAAGAUUUUACUCAUUACUUUUAAGGCAGUAAAGGGUCUGGCUCUAAUCUAUAUACUCAGAAUAUAUUACUAUUACUAUAUUACUCAGAAUAGAUCCAGGUGUAGUAACUGAAGACUUUAAGGUCUUGCAUUAAGGUUUAUAUCAUCCCUCUGUUACAGACAAGGUACUGGAACUCUGUGGAAGAGUCUGUUCCAGCCUGGGAGAACUUCCUGCUGGGUAAAGGCCCACAUCCCACUGAUAGUCCAAGACAGCUGCCCAGAAGGACAAAACAGAAACCCAGCACAGCUCAAGACAAAGGCCUGCCUCCUCUUCCAAAACCCAGGACUUCUCGAUAGGUGAGGGGUGGUGGUGAUGGGGGUGCACUAUUGACUGAAAGAUUGCACGGACGGUCUGAAUGCAGGUUUAAGUCACUGGUUAACAGGAAGAAAGUGCUCUUGUGAAAAAAGUAAUCUCUCAUGAAUGCAAUGACAUGGGAAGACCACUAGAGGGAGCCAGCGUCAUAGUUUUAAGUAAAACUGUAGCUCCAGAGUCUGGCAACAACCUGCAUCUCAACUACAGCUCACCCUCUGAAAGUUUCUGUUCGCCCAGACCUCAGAAGGUCAGCUGAUUUAAAAUGAAACCUGUGUUUUUUUCUGACGGGGCAGAGUCAGAUCUUUUGAGAAAAAAACAAAAAACUUUGUGUUGAACCUUGUCUGACAUUUAUGUCCAUUGCAGGGGGAGAUAACACAGCUUGUGAUAGAUUAAAUGAUGAAUAAGGAUUACUUUUAUUCAAAGGUUCUUGGGUUUGCACAUGUGAUCGUCUCUAUCUAAAGGGACCACUUGGCACCAGGUGGGUCUUUUUAUUAGAGCCAUGAAACAGAAAACAUAUUCCCCUCACAGGAAUCAAUCAAAAUAGAAGUAUUUGGAGUUCACACAAAUAGAUUCCCCAUUCAAAUGAAUUUUUACAAGAUUAAAAACUCCGAUACAUGGAAACAUAAACAGCAUCAAUCUUUUUUAUGCAGCCCUGUGAAAAUUGCAAAUAACAAGGUUUUUCCCGGGAAAAUAAAUUUCUUUGGUUCAUGUUUGGAAGAAUAUAGUAAUAAAAUUGUUAAAUCAUAUAUUAGAUCUUACUGUGAGUAGCCAAUUACACUAAAUGGGAAGUUUUAUUUACCCAUAUGAGCGACAGAACCUCAAAUAAAGCUGAAUCAAAACCACAACUUGGUAGAUUUUUUCAUUCCAUGAAUAUCACAUACUGAUAACGGUCACAUUACUCCAAAAUAUAUUGUAAAACAUACAUCUGAAAGCCAACGAAUAGGCAAAGCUAUAAAAUUCAUUUACAGAGGUGACAAUAUUUUCAUAUAAUCCCCAAAAAAUUCUGCUGAAACAGAGAUCUGCUGUUUUUUUGGGGGUUUUUUUUUUGCACACUUGAGACAAAGUUCUGUUGUAAACAAAAUCAGAUUCAACACUUAUAAAUUUAAAGGGUUUUUCUCAGCUGACAUAUUUGUAUCAUUACAGUAUGGUGAGUUUGAGCUACCACAAGGGCAGGUAAUGGGACUGCUCUCAUUGGGUGAUUGCAUCACAGUUUUCAGCUGUUUUUGAGCGUGCAAUUCGCCACAGACCGUCGGAAGUGAAGAGGCGAAGUGCAGAGCUUGUCAAAUGGGCGGCAACAUUGUGGAGAACUUGGAUCUCAGGGACGCGGUCAGGUUGAAAUGGUGUGAUCCAGUCAUGCGCCUUAACUUUAAGAUGUGUCAUGUUUACAAGACCUGAAAGAAAUAAGAAAAGAUCCAAACUGGAACUCCUGAAAAGUGCAAAAUGUAGAAAAGUUGAUUGAUUAGUGGCAUUUUUCAGUAAUCUGCAUGGUUUCAGCAUCGGCCCCUGCAAGGUCGAAAUCACCAGAAUGAUUCCUAAAUUCUUAAAAUUUUAUCAAAACAUAUACAGGCGAAGAUAACCACGAAUACUUGACUUUGAGGUGCAUGAAAUAAUGGAUUUAUACACGACUGAUUUUUUUAUUCAUGCCAUUUACCCUGGAUUUUUGUUUCUUUUUGAUCAUUUUAAAUGAUUGACAGACAUCUAAAAUUUCUCUGUGGCAAUAUUUUACUAGGCAAAAUAUUUUUUUCUGUGAACAGUCAUUCAAUAAAAUGUUAACUUUUGUUAAGCAACUUUGUUUCUCAUUUGUUAGUUUGAUUAAAUUGUUGUAUUUUUGUCAACUGGGGAAAAAGAAAAAGAAACAAGAGUGUGAUAUUGACGUUAUUGACCAGUCUUUAACCAGCAUACUUGCUUUAACCAUUAAAAACACAACAUUUAGAUACGGCAUGAAAUUAAAGUGAUGAAAUAAUUCAA
Messenger RNA from Xyrichtys novacula (pearly razorfish), 5415 nucleotides. NCBI's taxonomy places the organism in Eukaryota, Metazoa, Chordata, Actinopteri, Labriformes, Labridae. The record is from the annotation of a GenBank genome assembly.